Molecule: messenger RNA, 594 nt
Organism: Trichobilharzia regenti
Lineage: Eukaryota; Metazoa; Platyhelminthes; Trematoda; Strigeidida; Schistosomatidae
Source: the annotation of a GenBank genome assembly
AUGGAGGAACAAACCACUAAAAAAUUUGAGGAAAACAGAAGAAUACAUACUUAUCCAUUGCUGAAACAUAGUGAUAUGAACGAAGAUAUGCAGACUGAAGUAAUGGAACUGUGUGUAACUGCAUGCGAAAAAUUUUCCACUGAUAACGAGGCAGCCUCACGUUUUGUAAAAGAGUCAAUGGACAAAAAGUUUGGUGCAGCCUGGCAUGUGGCUAUUGGAGAAGGUUUCGGUUUUGAAAUUACAUAUGAUAUCAAAAACAUUCUGUACAUGCUCUGCGGUGGAAAUUUAGGCAUUAUUGUUUGGAAGUGUUGCUAAUGAUAUGUGGAGACCGCAAGCCACGAUUGGGACGACAGUCUAUAUAGGGUGAAAAAAGCAUUUUUUUUGUCAAGAAUUCUAAUUCCCCUAAAAAGCCUUUCUGUGUGGAAUUUUCAAACUUCUGCUACCAUUCCGAAUUUCGCUUGGUGAAAAUUAAUCAUAGUGACAAAUUAACUGUUGAAAAAAAGAUUUUCUUUUCUAUUGCUGUUCACUACCUUGAAACAAUCAUGUAACAUUUUAUAUUCCCCUAACAAGAUACAGAACGUUAACUGGUAUUAA